AUGGAGAGGAAGGCGGUGUGCAUCUCUCUUGUCAUCUUCGCGCUCGUAUUGUUCGCUGGCCCGGACCCAGUGGCCGCGGCGGUCUACAGCGUGGGCGAGGUGGUGAUGCCAAUGUCACCGUCCUUGAGGCUGGAGGACAGCGUGUCGCCGGAGCUCGGGGUGGACCUGGACGUGCACCGCCGCGUCUUCGGCGACGUCGGCAAGGGAGCCCUGGACCCCAACAAGUCAGCCUGCAAGCCGAAGUGCGCCGGGGACGGACAGCCGUACACCGGCCGGGGAUGCCAAGCCAUUUACGGUUGCGUCCCUAAAUAA
Triticum turgidum subsp. durum (durum wheat) is the source of this 312-nucleotide messenger RNA. The record is from the annotation of a GenBank genome assembly. Lineage: Eukaryota; Viridiplantae; Streptophyta; Magnoliopsida; Poales; Poaceae.